Molecule: messenger RNA, 1525 nt
Organism: Manihot esculenta (cassava)
Lineage: Eukaryota; Viridiplantae; Streptophyta; Magnoliopsida; Malpighiales; Euphorbiaceae
Exons: 5
Coding region: 161-1189 (342 amino acids)
Biological process (GO): protein peptidyl-prolyl isomerization
Molecular function (GO): peptidyl-prolyl cis-trans isomerase activity
Source: RefSeq, a predicted model, not a curated record
UAAUUUUUUAUUUAAAAUUUGCCACCAUGGCUGCACUUCGUCCUCUCCGCCUUAUCAGUCAACGCCAAACCAAACCAAUAUUCUCUUCUUUCCUCUCUCCUCCAAUCUUCAAUCUGAAGCUAUCCUCAUCUGGGUUUUGCUCUCCAUCCCAGUAUCUCAAAUGGGUCGGAGAUCAAACGACCCAGAAGCUUCCCGUUUCACCUCUCUUGCCCUCCUUUUGCUGGGUUUUAUCUCCUGUGCCUUGGUCUAUACGAUCCUGUCCUUAGUGCUUAAUCCCAAUGUCAACUUUACAAAUUCAGGCUCCAAGUCUUUGGCAUUGAUAGAGGAGAGUUCAGAGGAUAAUAAUGGUGGAUGCUGUAGUGGGAUUGAUAAUUUGGAGCUGUGGGGGGCUGCUGUGAAGUGGGGUUCAGAAUUUAAGUUCAAUUCUUCUAGGGAGUGUUGUGAGGCUUGCAAGGCUAUGUGUCAUGGCAAUGAUGGGCCUUGCUUGUGUGAUACUUGGGUGUUUUGUGGGAAUAAAGAGACUUGUGGAUCUAAAUUCGGUGAGUGUUGGUUGAAGAAACAGAAGGACACAAUGAACCCGGAUCGGCAAGAAGCAGGUGAUAAAGUCAGCUGGACCUCAGGGCUCAUCUUUGGAAAAGGAGAGGGCAUUGUUGGCUUGGAAACAGAAUAUGGAACUCUUCAUAUAAAACUCUUCCCUGAUUGUGCUCCACAUUCUGUUGCUUACAUUCUUGAGUUGUUAGAAUUGCACCAUUGUGCUGGUUGCCAAUUUUUUCGUGCAGAGAGCCGGGGCCAGUUUUGGGAUUCAGAAGGAAACCACAUAAAAGAUGCUCCAUAUGGCCCUCCUUUUGCCUUGAUCCAAGGAACAUUGGAAGCUCAAGGCACAACAUUCAAGAAAAUCCCAAAAGAAGUUUGCCCAACUAUAAGAAGAGGUUCAGUUGCUUGGGUUGGUUCCGGCCCAGAAUUCUUGAUUAGCCUAGCCAACCACCAAGAAUGGAAAAAAGCAUAUACUGUAUUUGGUUCUGUUCUUCCAGAAGAUAUGAAAAUUGCAGAGAAAAUUGCUCAACUCCCCACCAAAUCAGAUGUUUGGAACAACAUUAACGUAACUGUCCUGGAAAAGUAUGUUCCCUUGAUGUUCCGAAGAAUCAAGACAAGUCAUGGAGAACUUGGAGCAAAAGAGCAAUCAGAUUGAAAAGAUUUACAGUAUAAAAUUUUCUUUAUCAUUCAGAAGAACCAACAUGAAUUGUCAAGAACUUUAUACAAGAGUGAAGUCAGAACUGAAAAGAUAUAUGGUUGCUGAAAAUAUGCAGACAGAAGUUCCAUCUUAUUUGGUUUUGUUUGAGGUUUGCUUGUUUACGUGCUUGUCCAAAAGGUUUAUGGUUGCUGAAGAAUGCAGGCGUUCCCUCUUAUGUGGCUUUCUUCGAGUUUUGCUUGUUUAUGCUCUCUCAACUCAAGUCUCAACUGUACACUAUGAACUCAAUUUUGGUCCAUCGUUUGUUUAUGUACUUUACCAGUUGAUUGGCCAUCA